AUGUCCAGCAACCCUGAGACCGGUGAUGUCAAAUCAGAAAUCAUCAUCACGACAAUUUUGCUCGAAGGCUCGUAUCCGACUCUAGUCUCCACCGACGGCGCUAGCGGUCGCGACCUGCAAAGACAAGUAGAGCACCCUCUUAUCGAAAGACGCCUCACUCUCAGGAGCUCGAGCACUAAUGAAAACGGCGAAGAAGUGCUGGCAUCACCGGCACAUGAGACUGUGGUAGCAAUGGGUCAAUUCAUGGCUAGAGUCUUUCGUGUCUGCGACGAACGACAAUAUGAAAGCCCUCUACCCAUACUACCGCAAUGGAGAGAUCCAUCGGGAAGGUUCCGCCAAUACACUAACGAAAGUUUUGCCCGCCAUCAGAACCAUCUUUCAGAGGCCAUGCAAAACGAGUAUGCUUCAAGAGACUCAUGGCCAUUCACUUAUCGAGUGCACUCGGAUGUGGAGGACUAUCUGAAAGAUGGCGGUCAGCUGACUGGGCCCGGGGACAUGCCGAGGCGACCAAGAGAGUAUGCAGAUAGGUCGCGACGUGCGGUGAAAAGCGCAAAGAGCUUUGAUGAGCUUUGUGCUGUAGCGCCAGACACUGUCAAGAUAGCUUUUACAACCGACGUUCUCGAGCCCUUCAAGCUGAUGAGAGCCUCCUCCUCACGUUCCGGCGAGGAGGAUGACGGAAGGUCACUGGAUGACUGGGCGAUAUCGGAUGUCAAGCCAAGUGUUGAGUGUCGGAUUACCGACGAUUCUCCCGAAUGGGUCAAAAGUGAUAAACGCGUCCAAGAUGCUUAUAUCAAUUCCAUCUUUGAAUCAAUUGAUAAAUCAUUCACCCCAGAGCCCGCCCCGCUAAGUCGAGACAGGACGGCCGACGACUUUGUGCAAGAUACGCAGCGUUAUGAGCAUAUCCUGUUUGAGGAAGCAGCAUUCGAUGUGGCUCAUCAGUUGUCAUUCACAAGUGACCAAGAACGAACAAACGAGGAGGAGGUGUUGCGUGGAGGGGAGACGGGCGACGCAAGCUCCGAAGUGGGUCAGCCCGUGGAUGGACAUCUGGUAAAUGUUGCAUGGCUUGAACCUUCCAUGUUUGAGCUUUUCUGCGGCCUUCCCCCUAAAGAGCGGCGAUUCUACUCCAAGAGGCUCGUAGAGUAUGAGACUUCUAUCAAAGAAGGCCUCGCAGCAAUGAAAAAUGAGCGCGAUCAUCAAGUGACCGGGACAGGUGAUGCAGUCUCAUCUGGAAAGAAGACAUGGGGCACCUGGCCUCAGAGACAAGAAGACCUCUCGGAAGCAGUGGGAGCUCCUGAUGUUGCCUUUGCUAGAAUUGAGCUAUCGCAAUGA
Molecule: messenger RNA, 1329 nt
Organism: Cryptococcus wingfieldii CBS 7118
Lineage: Eukaryota; Fungi; Basidiomycota; Tremellomycetes; Tremellales; Cryptococcaceae
Exons: 1
Coding region: 1-1329 (442 amino acids)
Source: RefSeq, a predicted model, not a curated record